Molecule: messenger RNA, 4826 nt
Organism: Sardina pilchardus (European sardine)
Lineage: Eukaryota; Metazoa; Chordata; Actinopteri; Clupeiformes; Clupeidae
Gene: mdm4
Product: MDM4 regulator of p53
Exons: 11
Coding region: 156-1715 (519 amino acids)
Biological process (GO): negative regulation of apoptotic process; regulation of cell cycle; protein ubiquitination
Cellular component (GO): nucleus
Molecular function (GO): ubiquitin-protein transferase activity
Source: RefSeq, a predicted model, not a curated record
UUGCGAUUGUUUGAAUUUAACACAGUGCUCAAGGUUGAUAGAUAUACAAACCGGGCAAUUAGCCAUGACUUCAAACUGUUACAGAUGUCAACUUUACACUUGUUUGAGAUUAUUUUACAAUGUAAAUAACUAGCGGUAGCAACAUCAAUUCAAGGAUGACUUCGUUUUCAGCGAAUCCGUACUCGGGGUCAAACGCCUCAUGCAGGAGUCUGCCAGGAGAGGGGAGUCAGGUUCAGCCUAAAGCUCCUCUCCUGCAGAUUCUGCGGGAGGCAGGUGCCCAGGAGGAUGUGUUUACUCUGAAAGAGGUUAUGCACUAUCUGGGCCAGUACAUCAUGGUGAAGCAGCUGUAUGAUAAGCAGCGGCAGCACAUAGUCCACUGUCAGGAUGACCCUCUGGGAGAGCUGUUAGAAGUGGACAGUUUUUCUGUGAAAAACCCCAGCCCCGUCUACGAGAUGCUGAAGAAGAACUUAUUUGUCCUGAACUGUGCUGAUGCAGCAAAGAAUCUUUCUGUGGGCAAGGAUUCUAGUGAGAGCGCGAGCGACGAUCCCGGUCAGGUCCCCAGCAGCAUGUGUAGACUGGGUCUGGGCCUCGGGGUGCUCGGAGCCCCCGCCGCUGCUGGCUGUCCCUCGCAGACCACCUCCCAACGCAGACCACGCGAAAUGGAUGAAGACUCAUUAGAUGGCCUGCCAAGAUCAGCAUGUAAAAGACCAAAGCUUGACGUCUCAUUGGACGAGUGGGACUUGUCUGGGCUGCCCUGGUGGUUUCUGGGUAAUCUCCGUAGCAACUACUCCCGUAAGAGCAAUGGCUCCACCGACAUUCACACUAACCAAAUCUCUCCUGGGCAGGAGGAGGACACGGCCAUCGUGUCGGACACCACGGAUGACCUGUGGUUCCUGAACGAGGCAGAGAGUGAGCAGGUGAGCGUGGAGAUGAAGGAGGCGGCGCUGGAGCAAGGCAGCGACGCAGAGUCUCCCCCUGAAGAUGAGGAGGGGAACAACACCAGUGGCACCAAGGAUAAAGAGAUGGUAGAGGAAUUAGAUGAAGACUCUCAGUGUUUGAGUGACGACACAGAUACAGAGAUAUCCACACAGGACGCCUGGCAGUGCACCGAGUGCCGUAAGUUCAACACGCCUCUGCAGAGGUACUGCGUGCGCUGCUGGGCCCUGCAGAAGGACUGGUACCGAGGCUGCCCCCGCCUCGCACACUCCCUGUCCGUCCCCGACAUCCCAGUGUGCAGUGGCCGCCCACCCAAGUGCCCUGGCGACCAGGGGCAGGAUGACGAGGAAGACGACGACGACGACUAUGAAGAGGAAGGUUUGGACGUGCCAGACUGCAUGAGGACCAUCUCGGACCCGGUCAUCUUACCUUCCCACGUGGCGGCGCGGGAUUGCCCCCGUCCCUCGUCGUCAAAGGGCAAGGGUCCCCGCCGACUGCCCCCGUCGGCCGAGGCUCUGUUCCGGGAAGGGGGCGAGAGCUCGGAGGGCGACAGCCAGGACACGCUGCUGGACGAGGAGAUGGCGGCGACGUGCCAGAAGGACCUGCUGGAGCCGUGCAAGCUGUGCCGCGUACGGCCGCGCAACGGCAACAUCAUCCACGGCCGCACCGCGCACAUGCUCACCUGCUUCCCCUGCGCCCGCAAGCUGCACAAGUUCCACGCCCCCUGCCCCGGCUGCGGCCAGAUCAUCCAGAAGGUCAUCAAGACCUUCAUCGCCUGAUCACAGGCCGUUUUCUGGUUAGGAUCGUUUUUUUUUUUGUAGAUCCGGUCCUGUUAAGAGCCAGGUCUAGGCCAGAUCCUUUUCUGUUAUCAGCUGCUGUCUGGUACCAUACAAGCAUUUAAUUAUUAAACACAUUUGCCAUAAGAGUAGUCGGUGCAUGAGCGGUGUUGGCAGUACGUAAUGAAUGGAAACAGAGUAAGUAUAUAAAUGGAAGUAGCACUCCAGCGAAUGAGGGAGACCAGAUGAUGCCCUUCAGAGCCUCACAGGUAUAUGGGACAUGCGUUUAAAAUAACAACAGAAGUAUUUAUUUAUUUAUUUUGGGGGGGGCAAUAUAAGAAAUAUUCUCAGACUGUAAUUUGUCCUAAAAUGUCGACUCCAAUAACAUGACCUAAUGCAGUGUGUAUAUAUUUAUAUAUACUUAAAAAAGAAAACAAUAUAUGUGAAGCUGUAGAGUAGAUCUGCUAAAAGUGCAUAGAAUGUUCUCUUGAGAAUAAGAUGGCUGCCCUGUGUCGUUCUGUGACCUGUGACCUAUCCCCUCUAUUAGGUCUCUUAUUAGCGGUGGAGCCGCAAAGACUCUUUAUUAGCGCUGCCACAAGGACUUCAUGUAUGAGUGUGGACUGUCCUCUGUCUGAACUGUAGGUGUGCCAGACCUCAGGUAUGAGUGCGAACUCUCCUCCAUCUGAACUGUAGGUGUGCCAGACCUGCUGUCUGGCUGCAGGGUUGCCAUCACGCCUUGCCCUUCCCCCCCCUUUGACUAGCCUGCUUUGCCUUUCAACUUCUAGACAGCCUGUGUCUCACUUUAGCCUUCACUUGCAUACAUGGAAACACUUGUCCUUGCCUCUGCAUCUUUCAUGAAGUGUGUAUAUGUAAAUAAUGUGUGUAUAUAAGAGGAGGUGUAAUAGGGAGGCUCCUGCCUACGUGUGGAUGUGCCCGCUCUCUAUCUAGUGCCUCUUCAUACAGCCUCCUCUUUGCAGAAGUGAAGUGUGUUUGCAGUUGCGGUGCUCAACAUCUCUCUCUCUCUCUCUCUCUCUCUCUCUUUCUCUCUUUCUUUCUCUCUUUCUCUCUUUCUCUCUUUCUCUCUCUCUCUCUCUCUGAUUGUGUCCCUGUAUUUUUAUUUUAGGUCUUCCUGAGUUAAUGAGUUCAGAUAUGUUCUAUCGUGUUUAUUGCAAUUGCAACCAGCACAGACUGACUGGUUUGUUCUGAUUUGUAUUGCAUUGUUGUGGUGCCUCACAAAUGUAGAUGAAGGGGAUGUUUUGAACCAAUUUCCCGAAAUAAUGAUUCCUGUAUGAAUAAUUUAUUUAAUUUGUAUGAUGUUAUUUUUACUGUACAAAUUGAGUUCAGUUUCAGUUUAUGAAUUUGUAAUUGUUUGGGAACGUUUUGACCAAAUUCAGAAUUUGUUAAUGGUGUUGGAGCUGUUUGGAUGGGUGGGAGCAUGUUAUGACUGCAAACAGAGGUGCCUUGUCGUAUGAAGAAGUCCAUGCUGAUACAGUUUGUCUGCAGCUCUCCCCUCUCACAGUAAGAGGGCUCCAGUGAAUGUUAGUGACCUGUAAAAUGUCACCAUGAAGAAGCAUAAGAAGCCUCUGGAGAAUUCUGGGUUGCCAGGUCUCCGGCAUUAUUCCCUCAGUGGCCUGUGGUCAGUGUUAGGGCCUAGUUGUUAACUCCUUUAGGAGUCCUGAAGGGAAUAGGUCAGUGCGUUGCCAGAUCUUUGGGGCGUUCUUCCUGUCACUGAUUGUGGUGGGUGGGGGGGAUCACACUCUCAUAGGCACUGAUGCUUGAAGGGAGGCAGCAGGAGGCAUCAAAAACUAUUUGAACACACACACACACACACACACACACACACACACACACGUGUGUCUCUCUCUCUCUGACACACACACUCACUCACUCACAUCCACACAGAUGCUCAUAUAUACACAGAAACACUCACUUGUGCACACACAGAUAUAUAUGUUGGGUCUUUGUGCUUCUUUGCAUCCACUAGACAGACAAAUGUGCACACACACACACACACACACAUACACUUACACGGAGAUAGUUGGUAUUUCUGUCAGAAUUUUAAUCUAAUUUUACGGCAGGCUUUUUUUUUACUGUCUGGGUGAUUUAUCAUUCCUUCAGCAAAUCUCUAGAUGAGGGAGAAAGACGACUGCACUCUCUGCAUGCCUGCAUUUUUGGAUUCAUUGUUGUAUAUCCUUGAUUUGUGCGUUUUUGGCUUUUGUUUUGUUUUGGAGAGUUAUGAGUGUUUUGUUGAUGUGGUUUAAGCACUUACAACUUCAAGUGUUUGUGUUGAAUAGGGCCCGACUCUUAAUGCCUUUCCCUGUGGAGUGGACUCAGUACUUAGCACCAUCGGCAAGCAAGCACACAAAUAAAAAAAAAAAACCUUUUCCACAUGGCUGAAGACGCAGGGGCGCAUCUGAACUGGAUCUCCUGUGAACGUGCCAGAUAUGGCCCAGAUCAGCACCUGAACAAGAGGCCUUCUGGGUAAUGGCGCUGUGGAUGUACUGUGGUGUAUUAGCCACCAUAGACUGUAUUAAAGAUAUAUAUUUAUAUAAUCCUUCAUUGGCCCAUUAAGCGUUACACUGUUUAUACUUGAUUGCAGAGGCACCAUCUCUCCAUUUCUCUUUGCAGAAGCCCAACAAUUGUGUUUGUUUUUGCUUUGAUUGUUGUAAGUGCUCCACUACAACUGCAUAACAACAGGGUUUUAUUUGAAUAUGGUGCUCUGAGUGUGAUGUGGUGUUUUGGCCACGUGGUGGCGCUUGUGGGCUUGUAGGUCCCUGCCAAGGUUGAGGCGCUGGCUGUUAUGAGACGCUGCGCACGUCACUGCACAGCAGCAGAUACGGUUGGCAGUGUAUAGGCCACUAUGCUUUGUAUUAACUAUUAAUGUUGAUAUCGCUGACUUGUACUCCCAAGGAGAUUGCUCUUCCUCUUAUAUUGGCUGCUAUAGGUGCCGCCAUUUUAUUUUGUUUUAAUUUGCUAAAGUCACUGCCAUGAACAAUGUGUUCGUUUUUUUGUGUGUAUUACUUUAUUAUUUUAUUGAUUCUGCAUUAUAGAUUGUUUAAACAUUCAUGGACAUUGAAAUUAUAUGUGAAUGUUAAAUAAACUAAGCUAAAAUCA